GGACUCUGCGGUCAUGGCCGGCACUCUGCCCCAGUACGGCUCUCCGAACUCCGGCUACAGCGCCAACAACGCCGCGGCUGUGCCGGCGAUCACCCAGACGGACUCCAGGGACAAAUGGAGCAAGAAGAUGGACUUUCUCCUGUCUGUCAUCGGGUUUGCGGUGGAUUUGGGCAACGUUUGGAGAUUUCCUUACAUUUGUUAUCAAAACGGUGGCGGUGCUUUCCUCAUCCCCUACAUUUUGAUGGCGAUCUUUGGUGGCGUGCCGCUGUUUUACAUGGAGCUGGCUCUCGGGCAGUUCCACCGGACUGGAGCCAUAUCCAUAUGGAAACACAUCUGUCCCAUUUUCAAAGGAAUAGGAUAUGCCAUCUGUGUCAUUGCUCUGUACGUGUCCUUCUACUACAACACCAUCAUCGCCUGGGCCCUGUUCUACUUCUACUCCUCCUUCUCCAGCAUCCUCCCCUGGACUAACUGUGAUAACGUCUGGAACACCCCCGACUGCACCAACUACUUUGGAAUGGAUAAUGUGACUUGGACAAAUUCCUCCAGGUCUCCGGCAGAGGAAUUUUACACGAGGAACGUUCUUGAAAUCCACAAGUCGUCAGGACUAAGAGAUGUCGGGGGUGUUCGUUGGCAGCUGAUGCUCUGCCUCUUUCUUAUCUUCACUAUAGUUUACUUCAGCCUCUGGAAGGGUGUGCGAACCUCAGGGAAGGUUGUGUGGGUCACCGCCACCUUGCCUUACAUUGUGCUUUUUAUCCUGCUGAUUCGAGGUGCAACUCUGCCAGGAGCCUGGAGAGGUGUGGUGUUUUAUCUGAAACCACAGUGGGACAAGCUGCUGGAGACCAGUGUGUGGGUGGACGCUGCUGCUCAGAUCUUCUUCUCUCUGGGUCCUGGGUUUGGCGUUCUUUUGGCUCUUUCCAGCUACAACCCUUUUACAAAUAACUGCUAUCGUGAUGCCAUUGUGACCAGUUUGGUGAACUGCCUGACCAGCUUUGUGUCAGGCUUUGUAAUCUUCACUGUGCUGGGCUACAUGGCAGAGAUGAGGAAGGUCGAGGUUGAGGAUGUGGCCAAAGAUAAAGGGCCAAGUCUACUUUUCAUCACGUACCCAGAAGCAAUUGCAAACAUGAUGGGGUCUACUUUUUUUGCUAUAAUUUUUUUUGUGAUGAUGAUCACACUGGGACUCGACAGCACGUUUGGAGGGCUGGAGGCAAUCAUCACCGCUGUGCUGGACGAAUACCCAGAUUAUUUCUCUCAUAGACGUGAGCUUUUUGUUCUGUGCUUGGUGGUCGUCUGUUUCCUGGGUUCUCUAAGCACUCUCACAAAUGGUGGCGCCUAUGUGGUGAAGCUACUGGAGGAGUUUGGAGUAGGAUGCUCCAUCAUCGCUGUGGGUUUCCUUGAAGCUAUUGCAGUUUCCUGGUUCUAUGGGAUUAAAAGAUUUAGUAACGAUGUUCAGGCGAUGCUCGGCCAAGCCCCUGGAUUGUUCUGGAGAGUGUGCUGGGUUGCUAUAAGUCCUGCGUUUCUGGCGUACAUCAUAGUGAGCUCUCUGUUGAAAGCACCUCCCCUCAUGCUGUUCGACUACAAGUAUCCAGACUGGAGCAUCACAGUCGGCUACAUCAUCGGCUUCUCCUCCUUUAUGUGGAUCCCCAUAUACAUGGUCUACAAACUGGUGUGGACCCCUGGUUCUCUCAAACAGAGGCUGGCUGUGUGUCUGAGACCAGAGAGGACCAUCCCAGACGUCCAUACUGACAGUCUCAACAUGGCCGCCGUAUCACAGAAAGACACGAACACCUCUGUGUGCUUGUGAACUCCUCUUUAAUUAAACCACAGUUUCAAGUAAUUUGUGAUUGAACCCCGACGUGACCUGUCAUCAUGACUGUUCUCCUGGUGGUGAUGUUGAACACGUCAGAUGGCUUUUUCACAGCAGACUGGCGAAAAGUUGAAUGCUGCUACAUUUGAGGAUCUAAGAUAGCAAUAGCUAUAUCUUUACUUUGUGUAAGUCAGACCUGCAUCACCUGCACAGUCCACAGCUCUGUAAUAUGGCUAUUUUCUCAUGUGAUACUAGUUUUGUUGUAUGCUCUGUGGUCUGUUUUAACAUUAAUGCAGUUGCAUCUCAACAAGAAUAAUUAGACAAUAUUAAAAAGUUACCUUGUUUCAGAAAUAAAAAGUGAGUUCAUAAGUAGAUUUUUCAUAAGACACUCUCCACUCUCACAUGGAGAGUGAGAUAUUUUAAGUGUUUGUUUCUCUUUUAUUUGAGGAUGAUGGCUUAGA
Xiphophorus maculatus (southern platyfish) is the source of this 2265-nucleotide messenger RNA. RefSeq names its product sodium-dependent serotonin transporter-like (gene slc6a4b). Lineage: Eukaryota; Metazoa; Chordata; Actinopteri; Cyprinodontiformes; Poeciliidae. The transcript is spliced from 13 exons. Gene Ontology annotation, cellular component: membrane; neuron projection. Bases 14 to 1801 code for a protein of 595 amino acids. Gene Ontology annotation, biological process: sodium ion transmembrane transport; serotonin uptake. Gene Ontology annotation, molecular function: serotonin binding; serotonin:sodium:chloride symporter activity. The record is from RefSeq and is a predicted model, not a curated record.